Molecule: messenger RNA, 7230 nt
Organism: Mustela lutreola (European mink)
Lineage: Eukaryota; Metazoa; Chordata; Mammalia; Carnivora; Mustelidae
Gene: TMCC3
Product: transmembrane and coiled-coil domain family 3
Exons: 4
Coding region: 1534-3042 (502 amino acids)
Cellular component (GO): endomembrane system
Source: RefSeq, a predicted model, not a curated record
AGGGAGGUCAAAAGGGAUUUAAAGAUAAAUGCCUGACAGCAGGAAAGCUUGUAAUCUGUUGCAGGGUUAUAACGUGAAGCAAUAGAUGUUCACAAUAUAUGAUCACAGAAGGGCAGGAAAAAAUAUGAAAUAUCUUGUGUCUGGUAUGACAGCAGGUCCUUCUUUGAUUUUUCUAGGAGGAAUUUCCUCAGAUGAGAUCAGAGUCCCCAAAAGAUUUAUUUGCCCAAGGUCAUAUAGAAAUCAGAUCUGCCUUACCUUUCAAGUCCCUUUAUAGCCUCCUCGGUAAGUUGCCCCCAGGCACUGUCAUCCUGGGCUCCGGUUUUCAGCCCCUUCCUCCCUUGGGGCUCAUCUGGACACCUGUAGUUCCUUGGACGUCCCACAGGAACCCCAAAUCCAUCCCCAUCUGAAGCAGAAUCCUACUCUACUCCCAUGUCCUACUCCUGCCUCUCCCCAGUUUUCGGUCUUGUGAAUGAUCUUAUCGGCCACCAUUAGGAAUGAAAGGGACAUGGGGCUUUCCUUGACUCUCCCUUAUAAUCCCCACAUCCAGUUUGGGGCACAUCUUUUUGAUGCUGCCUCCUCGGUGUCCCUUGAGGGCACUCUCCUUCCCAGUACUGCCCUGUCCGGUGUCCGCAAACUCUCGCCCUAGAGUCAGUCCUACAGCAGGCGCCAGUGUAUUCCGCCGGACGGCUCCCUCACAGGGACUGGUCUGACCCCAGGAUCUGGGCAUCCUAAUCCCGUUAGCAGCUGCCACGCGUGGCCUGUGGGGUGAAAUGCAGACCCCCUAGCACGAUUGCGCGGGAACCCUCCAGGUCUGAUCCCCGUCAUCGGCCGCUCAGCUCUGCCUUCCUCACCUGGCGUUGAGUCCCCCGGGUCCUCAUCUGCUAUCCGGCUGACCAGUUCAGAACUUGCUUUACCUGAAGCACCUUCUGAGUGACAAGUCUCUUCCUGCCUGGUCUCAUUCUCAUCCCUUCCCCCCAGCCCUCCUCCCUGCCCCCGGGGCUGGACUCCAGGCUGUCCUGUCCUCAGAGGCUGCCAUUGUUUCUCUGGCUGUGCCCCCUUGCGACACCAGCACGCCUCGCUGUGCCUGACACUCCGAGGCACCAGGGAGUGUCUGCCUUGUGAAUGAGGCCACAGAGCAAAGAGUCUCCCAACUCGUCUCACUUCUGAGCUGAUGCCUUUCCCGAGGCGUUGGGACCAUUUCCCACUCGCUCUGCCAUCAUUCAUGUUGGUGUUUCCCAUGCUCCGUUCACUGCUCUGCCCGGACUCUGCCUGACCAAAGUUUGUUGAGUCGAGCCCAUUUCCUCAUCAGCAAACCAGGAGUGCCAGACUGCGUGUCAUCUGGGGUCCCCCGGCCAUCCCAGAGUUGCGGGAUAACAGGCCUCCCUUCCAAUCUGCCCCCCCCCCCCCAGAGAGCGUCUUGUGGCAGCAGAGAGAGCCCAUUGGGGCAGCACCGGGUCCCACACGGUGUCUGAUGGCCGGCCGCUGUGCUGCUCACGGUGCAGGGCGUGGAGAGUCUCGGAGGCAAACACGGGAAUGCCCAGAGAUACGCAGGCGGUAUCUCCUGAGUCUGGGCUGAGUCACAGGGUAGGUGCUGUCGAAAGAGGCAGCCUGCCCGCCCUGCAGACUCAGAUGCCUCUCGGGCAGGAAGGCGCGCUGGUCGCUGUCCGGGUCUGCCCUCUUGCCUGUUGUGCGGUUUUGGUAGAACGUCAUGACAUGAAUACCUUAAGCUUGCCCCUGAGCAUUCGCCGAGGGGGGUCAGACACCAACCUCAACUUUGACGUACCAGAUGGCAUCCUGGACUUCCACAAGGUCAAGCUCAGUGCAGACAGCCUGAAACAAAAAAUUCUGAAGGUGACCGAGCAGAUAAAAAUUGAGCAGACGUCCCGCGACGGCAACGUCGCUGAGUAUCUGAAACUGGUCAGCAGCGCGGACAAGCAGCAGGCCAGCCGCAUCAAACAGGUCUUCGAGAAGAAGAAUCAGAAAUCCGCUCACUCCAUUGCCCAGCUGCAGAAGAAAUUAGAGCAGUAUCACAGAAAGCUCAGGGAGCUCGAGCAGAACGGAGGCCCCAGAAGCUCCAAGGACAUUUCCAAAGACAACCUCCACGCUCUGAGAGAUGCCGCCGCCAAGUCUCGAACUGCCCCCCACAGCACGGAGUGCGCGAAGUCGGGCAUGCCAGGCGUGUCCCUCACUCCUCCCGUGUUCGUCUUCAACAAGUCCAGAGAGUUCGCCAACCUGAUCCGGAAUAAGUUCGGCAGCGCCGACAACAUCGCACACUUGAAGAACUCCUUGGAGGAGUUUCGGCCGGAGGGCAGUCCCCGGGCCUAUGGGGGCAGCGCCACCAUCGUGAACAAACCCAAGUACGGCAGCGACGACGAGUGUUCGAGCGGCACGUCGGGCUCCGCCGACAGCAACGGGAACCAGUCCUUUGGGGCCGGCGGCGCCGGUGCGCUGGACAGCCAGGGCAAGCUGACCGUGAUCCUGGAGGAACUGAGGGAGAUCAAGGACACGCAGGCUCAGCUGGCCGAGGACAUCGAAGCGCUCAAAGUGCAGUUCAAGAGAGAGUACGGCUUUAUUUCUCAGACCCUGCAAGAGGAGAGGUACAGGUACGAGCGCCUGGAAGACCAGCUCCACGACCUGACUGACCUGCAUCAGCACGAGACCGCCAACCUGAAGCAGGAGCUGGCCAGCAUCGAGGAGAAGGUGGCCUACCAGGCCUAUGAGCGCUCACGGGACAUCCAGGAGGCCCUCGAGUCCUGCCAGACGCGCAUCUCCAAGCUGGAGCUGCACCAGCAGGAGCAGCAGGCUCUGCAGACAGACACCGUGAACGCCAAGGUUCUCCUGGGAAAGUGCAUCAACGUGAUCCUGGCCUUCAUGACCGUCAUCCUCGUGUGCGUGUCAACCAUUGCCAAAUUUGUCUCGCCCAUGAUGAAGAGCCGCUUUCACAUCCUCGGCACCUUCUUCGCCGUGACUCUUCUCGCAAUAUUUUGUAAAAACUGGGACCAUAUCGUGUGUGCCAUAGAAAGGAUCAUAAUACCCAGAUGAAGCCACUGGUGCCUGUCUUCACGUUCACUCAUGUUUCUGUGUUAAGGAAAACUCUGUGCAUUACCACCAAAUCUGAAAGCGAACCGUUGUGCUGACUAGAGCCCACCAGGCCUGGGCCGCGCGUUGUAAAUAUCUCCAGGCCUCCUCACACCGCAGCCGCUGCCGGCUCAGCCCCUGUGCUUGGUGAACGUGGACCUGUUGCCAAGCUCGCCCCACGUCGCUCACUGCCUUAAUGAGACCAGAUUUCCUGCCCACCUGACUAGCCCAACAUGGUAAACCUGUGGUCCUUGAGCGUUUGGUGUGAUUAAUGACCCACAAGAAAUGGGGUGUUAAGUCUCUGUCUCCCUUAAGUUUCUGUCAAAAUUGAGCUUCAUAGUCACUGGUGGUGGUGUUCUCCCCAAGUCCCGUAAGCAGCAAGGCUGUGGCAGGACUUGGGCAGGGGACAAAGUGUGGGCAUUGGCCACGGGGAACACUUGUGGCCUACAGAGGUACAGUAGAUCCUGUGUAAUCCAUUGCGCUGGUUCCCAGAUAACGCCGGGUCUCAGGUGUUCCCCUUGUCCUCAGUGGUCCAUUGUGCGGGGCUUGCCACAACGUGGAAAUCUUACAGCACGUUUGUCUAUCCGUGGAAGUCUAACUUAGGUGUUUUCUUGCACUUUAAAUGGUAAGACAGGAAGAUCCAAGAGUGGGGUUUUCGCCUCCUUACACCCAGGAAGCUGCACGCCCAAUUCUAUCUUAAGUAGAAGGCUCUCGAGUGCCUGGCCUUUAAGCACGUAGAAAUGCUUCCAGAUCCCACAUCAGACUGUGGCUCGAGCGGGAGUGUAGGCUCCGGAGGUUUGCGCUGCGCUGAGUCUUGAUUGUGAUAACCCCCCGUGGGGGUGUGGUUCACUUUACUCCUCGGCCUAGGGAGGGUUGUAAAGCUUACCACGCAGGUGAACACCAGUGAUGCUCGUGUUGGGGGGGUUUUUUCUCCCCCUUUAAGAAGGAUGACAGAAUUGUAUCGUGUGAGGUGAAAUGCACUGAGGUAGGGGCACUGGAAGUGGGAGGAAAACAGGGUGUGUGGUCUCGGGGGUGGCAGUCAGAUGAAGACCGAGAAGGUCUUCUGAGGACGCCCGCUGAGACCAGCCGCUGUCUGAUGAAUUAGAUCCAGUGUCUGCACCGAGGUUGUCCAUGGUGUUGUAGGGGCUCACUGAGAUGCCACGGGAAGGGAGUGGCCAUGCUUCUUCCCCUGAGGUGAAAGCCUUCAGAAGUUAACAUCUUCUGCCUGUUUGGGUGAUGCUGCUUACUACUUUCGGCCCAGAUACACUCUCCUUUAAAUCUUUUUCUCUCAGCUGAUACUUCCCUUUAAAUCUUUUUCUCUCUGCACCUAACGAAGACGAAGAUAGAAGGUUUUAAUGGAAACUGCUGUUCAGUCCCUCCUCCCACCAUCCACUCUGUUAUCUGAAGGCGUGGAGAUGUAUGUUAGUGUACAUUUUCUUCCAGAAAACAUCGAAUCGCCUGGAUUUAAAUUAAGUGCAAUAUUUUGCGAACAGCUGCUCUGAGGGAAACUCCUGAAAAAAAUGUGACAGUGUGCCGUGGUUUGAGAGAAUGGAAUAGUCGAGCAUUUGGUCCAAGUCCAGUGUGUGUGAGACUCAGACAACUCAAGCUUUCUUCUUCAUCUUUUUUUAACUUUACAGUUCAGUGGUUUUAGUAAAUUCCCAAAUUUAUGCAACUCUUCCCACUAUCUAAUUCUGGACUCAAGCUUUUUCAAACAGUAGGCAUCACUCGAUGACAUCUUUGGCUGUACGGAUUGUGGACUCAGGGACGAAGGAGCUCCCAGCCCCACCCCCAUCUCAUGGCUGUGUCCCCUUCCACUGUCAGACCCUCCCUUGUUCUGCCAAGUUGGCUGUAAAUACACUGUGAGCCAUCGAAUCCAGGGGACAAAAGAGUUCCAGAUCCAGGGAAGAGAGGGAGAGAAAAUGGUGUGCUUCCUUUUGCUUCUACAUUUUAAUGGCCAGCAUUCCCCAUUGCCUGUAGGCAUCAGGCUUCAUUUGGCCGAGGGCUGGCUGCCCCUUCCCUUGGAUCAAGCUGGACCCUGGUGGGCACCCUUCAUGUCUGUGAAUCUUUCUGAGGCCCUCUGGACAUGCCAGGGCUUGCAGCGGAGGUUGCUGCCCCUGUUUGUUUAGAGCGAGUGAGGGAGGCGGCUAACCCGCAGGCUGCCAUACUCUGCUCAUCGCUGGCUUUGAUGCUUCCCAGACCUUUCCAGACGCUUCCCUGACGCUUCCAGACCAGUGGGGAGGAGGCAGCGUGUCUCCUCCCCACUGGGAGAAGCAGGGAAGAAAAUGGAAAGGGGCACACUCCACCCCCUCCUGUCUGGAGCUGGGAACAGAAGCUGCUAGAAACUGGCUCUGUUCUGAAAUGUUCUAGGGUCUAAAUCAUCCCACCUGAUCAUGACUUCUUUGCACAGAAUUUGUAUUUCCAGUGAUUCUCAUUAGAUGUCAGAUAAUCUUAUUUUCACCUGGAUAUGCUCAACCUACGUGGCAUAUUUAUUUUUGAGUCUUGUUGAAAGUUCAUGAAGCUUUUUAAUAAGCUGAUAUACUCCAAGGAGACCUUUCUUUACUCGCUGCAGUUUACCGUUCUCUUCUUAAGGAAAUAAACCCUCCCGUUGUGUGUUUUCUUGCCUGCGUAAAGGGAGUAAAUAAAAUUUUAUAAAUUAUUCAAUUCAAAAUUGUGAUCCAGCUAGGACAUAUCCUGGAAUUGGUCAUUUACAUUUAAGUCAACUAAUUUUUCCCCCCAUCCUUCGUUGGUAGGAAACCUCUUGUACAUACCUGAGGACAGACUCAGUCGUGAGGUGGGCAGACACCUGCUCCCUUAGCGAACUGGACAUUGCAUUCUAGCACAGGUUUUUUUGGUGACAUAUUGUUUUCAUGAUCACCAAGAUAAUGAUAGUUUGCUGGGGACAAAACAGAAACCCAAAAAUACUCUUCUGUGGGCUUUAAAUUGGUUACUCCAGCUUAGGUUUUGAGUAUGAUGGAGCCAGAACAAAACAUCCUACCCCCCCCCCCCAAUUCAAACCGCAAUGAAGCAGUAAAUAAAAGUACUCCAUUGCUGGUUUUGUGCAGAGAAUGGGAUCAGUCCCAAGUUUUUGACAUGUACCAUUAGUGGUUUUGCUUCUGUGAUCAUGGUGAGCUAUUGAGAGAUUCUCUGAAACUCCCCACCCCUUCCCCCAUAAUGCAGUUACCCCAUCAAUCAAUUAGCAUCCAUGGGACCUCAGCCCCUCUGCUUUGUCACUCUUGUUUUCAUGGAAAUAUUGCCCUGUUAGGUAUGUUGAUUGCCCUGCCAUUUCUCCAGCAUAUCAGGUUUAAUUAUAGGAUCGAUAACAGUGACGGGAAUUGGAUUCCCUUGGGCACUUAAUUAUUUGUGUCCUUUGGGGUUGGAUUUUAAAUUCCAAAUUGUUUUGCAUCAAAGAGGAACAUCUUUGUGUUGAAUCUAAGUAUAGUUGCAUUGGUUUGGAAAAGCAUUUCAAGGUGCUUAAUAAUAUGAAAACGUGUGAUUCAACAACCUGUUUUGCAUAUUUUUAUAAUUUUGAGGAGUGAGCCGGGGAAGAGUGAGAUGGCGUUAUUUAAAAUUCAGAACUUUAUCUGGAGAGAGGUGUUUCAAAAAGUUUAGCCCAUGUGUUAAGGAAGGAGUUAGUCUAAAAAGAUUAAUCACUGAAAGGAAUGAUAUUGGUCUAUUUACAUCAAAAGUAGUUAAGAAGCUAAAAGGUACAGUUAACACGAGUUUGGUAACCCAAAAGAUACAAAGCAGAUCUAACCUAUAAUUUUCUAAAGUCAGUGCAAUCCUUUGUUUAUAAGAAGCUGGAAAGUAAUGUACCUUGAUUGUUUUAGGAAUAGUUUAUGUGUUACCAUUUUAAUUUAUUUAAAACAUGUCUCCUGUCUUUGUCCUAAGAGAAAUGUUUCAACAAAAUGUGCUCUGUGUUUAAGAUAUGUUUAGGCAGUAGUUAGCAGUUCCGAAAAUGGAAACUAGAAAUGUUUGUUGUGAGGUCUUUUGCAGAAUUUCAAUUUUGUGAGAUACUGUGUAGUCCCACGUCAGCCUACAGUUGUAAAUCCCGUGUAGAUCAUCACCCCCUUCAAAGCAGGUGCCAUUAUUUUUUUAAAUAAACAUUUGAUGUUAGCUUUGAUGUUCAAUAAAGAGUUUGAUUUCUUAAAUUUC